AGAAACGAUCCGGAACUGUGUAGAGGAACUGUAACUGUAAUUGUGAUGAGUCAACGUUCUGUGUUUGUAUAAUAUUAUGCUUCUUAUGGAGUGUUGACAUGCGUUUAUAAAAACGCGUUGUUGUUAUUACUAGUUUGUUUAUGAAACAGAAGCUAAAUAAGGCUGUUAACAAGGAACUUGACAGAAACUUUAAAGUCUGUCCUCAGUCUCUGCACAUUUUAACAUUAUGGCACCAAAGAAAUACGCACUACCCCGUCCACUUCCAGAAGGGUGCAUUUUAACAGAUUCCGAGAAGAAGAAUUGGCGAAUCGGUAAAAUCAUUGGAAAAGGUGGUUUUGGACUGAUUUACUUGGCCUCUCGUGAUGUGAAUGUCCCUGUUCGUGAUGACAGUGAUUUUGUGAUUAAAGUGGAAUAUCAUGAAAAUGGACCUUUAUUCUCAGAAUUGAAAUUUUACCAACGAGCAGCAAAGCCAGAAACUAUGAGCAAAUGGAAGAAGUUAAAACAGCUGGAGUUUUUGGGGAUUCCAACAUACUGGGGGUCUGGACUGGCUGAAAAUAAUGGAACAAGGUACAGGUUUAUGGUGAUGGAUCGGCUGGGCACAGACAUGCAAAAGGUGCUUGUGGAGAAUGGUGGACAACUGAAGAAGCCCACCGUGCUACAGCUGGGUGUCCUCAUGCUGGAUGUGCUGGAAUAUAUUCAUGACAACGAGUACGUCCAUGCUGACAUUAAGGCUGCCAAUCUAUUAUUGGGACACAAAAAUCCAAGCAAGGUGUACCUGGCUGACUACGGUCUCUCAUACAGAUACUGUCCUAAUGGCGAGCAUAAAGAGUACAAAGAAAACCCCAAGAAAGGACACAAUGGCACUAUUGAGUAUACGAGCAUUGACGCUCACAAAGGAGUAGCCCCAUCCAGACGAGGAGACUUGGAGGUGUUGGGCUACUGCUUGCUUCACUGGCAGUGUGGAACUCUGCCCUGGCUCUCAUCUCUUAAGAACCCAGCUGAGGUCCAGGAGGCCAAGGCCAAGCUGAUGUCUAACCUGCCAGAUUCUGUCCUGAAAAUGUCCACCUCCAGCACGGAGAUUGCCAGGUACCUGUCCAGUGUGAAAACCCUUGGCUACAAUGAUAAGCCAGACUACCAGGCCCUCAGGAAGAUUCUGUCAGGAGCCGGGCCGCAAGGCCCACUGGACCUCUCUACGCCGAGACCGUCGGAGACAGCCAGGCCAACCACACAAAGGGCUGCAAGCCAGCCCAAGACUACGGAGAAAAAAACAGCAAGAUCAAAGCCUGUGGUGACGGCAGAGGAAGAAGAUGAGGAAGAGUUGGGCAGGUCAACACCAAAAAAAGUUUGGAGCAGAACAAAACAAGAGACUCCGAAACAGAGUCCAAACAAAACUGACAUGGCUGCCAAACGAAGCGUCAGGCAAAGGCCUGUGCCUUACGAAAGUGACGAGGACAUCAGUGAUGAAGAUGAACCCCUCCCUCCACGAGUUCAUCCUAAAACAAGAGCAGGAGCACGGCAGAAACAGGAACUUCAACAAGAAAAGAGGAACGAAGAUGUUUAUGAGGGGAAGACCUUGAUGACCAUGAGGGGAAGACAAAACCGUCACUACAAGAACCAACAAACACGUACUCUCACGCUAAAUGACGACCAUCCAGUACUUGGCAGUGAAGUCGACUACUGGGGGAACUACAGCAGGAAACAAAGAUGGAAUCAAAACCACUGGGAAAACACUAAUGAUGGAGACCACUGGAGAAGUGAUGUUCGUAGACAAGAAGAUGAAAGGACUCGGUACCAUUACAGAGAUGAAGAUGGCUUUGGGAAAUCAGAAAAUCAGGGUCAAUGGCCAGUCAAAAGAAUGUUGAUCUUCCUUGUUGUUAUAAUACUGACUGUUGUUGGUUGUUGGUAUUACCCUCGCUGGAGACGUAAUGCCACAUGAUCAAUACUCUGAACGCAGAAACUUUUUUAAACAUUUCCUGUGACCAUUUUCACAGUGAUGGGCUGAAAAAAAAUUAGCAUGAAUUAUUUUAUAGUCAUUUUUUGCACUAUACAUGAUAUUCUAGUUUUAACAAAUGUAUUUGUGGAUUUAAUAAAGUGUUUUUCUUAU
This is a messenger RNA of Labeo rohita (rohu), 2104 nucleotides long. RefSeq names its product VRK serine/threonine kinase 2 (gene vrk2). The record is from RefSeq and is a predicted model, not a curated record. Bases 227 to 1936 code for a protein of 569 amino acids. Gene Ontology annotation, cellular component: nucleus; cytoplasm. Gene Ontology annotation, biological process: signal transduction; peptidyl-serine phosphorylation. NCBI's taxonomy places the organism in Eukaryota, Metazoa, Chordata, Actinopteri, Cypriniformes, Cyprinidae. Gene Ontology annotation, molecular function: ATP binding; protein serine/threonine kinase activity. The transcript is spliced from 13 exons.